Molecule: messenger RNA, 1519 nt
Organism: Carlito syrichta (Philippine tarsier)
Lineage: Eukaryota; Metazoa; Chordata; Mammalia; Primates; Tarsiidae
Gene: GOLPH3L
Product: golgi phosphoprotein 3 like
Exons: 6
Coding region: 290-1150 (286 amino acids)
Biological process (GO): Golgi vesicle budding; Golgi organization; retrograde vesicle-mediated transport, Golgi to endoplasmic reticulum
Cellular component (GO): trans-Golgi network; Golgi cisterna; cytosol
Molecular function (GO): phosphatidylinositol-4-phosphate binding
Source: RefSeq, a predicted model, not a curated record
GAUGUGUUAUUCCUUCUCUGCAUCGAAGGAUCAGGAAGUUUGCGCUCUCUGUGUGGCUGAGAAGUUUUUCACCUACUGAGACGGGGGUGGGGUAGGGGGAACAGGUGUCCUCCUAAAAUAGAGCGCAAGCUGCAGUCUGCGUCCAGCCGUGACAUCAGUACUUUUUGUUAGUAGCUGUGUGUGUAUUUGCAGGAUGGCUAACUAGGGCUAGAGAUGCUAACUAGAAUUACUACACAUGAUUUUCUGAGUGUAAUCCUCUGGGCUAGCGAUCUCCAAAAAACAGUUGAGAAUGACCACUUUAACUCAUCGGGCCCGUCGUACUGAAGUAAGCAAGAGCUCUGAAAAGAAGAUCGAUAGUGAGGAAGACACUAGUCGGGAGAGAAGUCCAGACAAUGAAGACUCAGAUGGAGACUCUAAGGAUAUCCGUCUUACCCUUAUGGAAGAAGUAUUGCUCCUGGGACUAAAAGAUAAAGAGGGCUACACAUCUUUCUGGAAUGACUGCAUAUCUUCUGGCCUGCGAGGUGGUAUCCUGAUAGAGCUGGCCAUGCGGGGUCGAAUCUAUUUGGAACCCCCCACCAUGCGUAAGAAGCGGCUGUUAGACAGAAAGGUACUGCUAAAGUCAGACAGCCCAACAGGUGAUGUUUUACUGGAUGAAACACUCAAACACAUCAAAGCAACUGAACCCACAGAAACUGUCCAAACAUGGAUAGAGCUACUCACCGGUGAAACCUGGAACCCCUUCAAGUUACAGUACCAGCUAAGAAAUGUACGAGAGCGAAUUGCAAAGAACCUAGUAGAGAAGGGCAUCCUAACCACCGAGAAACAGAAUUUCUUGCUAUUUGAUAUGACUACUCAUCCAGUGACCAAUACAACAGAGAAACAGCGACUAGUGAAAAAACUUCAAGAUAGUGUGCUAGAGCGGUGGGUAAAUGACCCUCAGCGUAUGGACAAGCGAACACUAGCCCUCCUGGUGCUAGCCCACUCCUCGGACGUGCUAGAGAAUGUCUUCUCCUCUCUGACAGAUGACAAGUAUGAUGUGGCAAUGAAUCGAGCUAAGGACCUAGUAGAACUGGACCCUGAAGUGGAAGGGACAAAGCGCAGUGCCACAGAGAUGAUCUGGGCCGUGCUGGCAGCCUUCAAUAAAUCCUAAAGCCAACAGGUGGGUUUCUCCAUUUCCCCUCCUGACUGGUGGGUGUCAGAGACCCCAUCACUGAGUUUUGUGUGAUGAGAUGUUUCCAUCAUUUUAUUUGUCUUCUCCUGAAUCAGACUCGUUCAUGACCUGGGUAGAGCAACUUCAGGGCUUCUCCAUAGACCUUGACCAUUAUAAGCAGAUUUCAUUUCUCUCUGUACUUCCACUCCAUAGGUGAAUAAACUGGGUGGACCCAUACUUACCCAAGUAACAUUUUCUCCCAUUUCUUGGUUUAGUUUCAUACAGUGUGCUUCUGGGUAAACAGGAAUAUCUAAAUGGGACUUGGAAUUCUCUAGCUACAGAAUAUGAAUGAGAUGAAGAGCAAACCAU